GCACGCUUACCAUCAACAUCGCAGCCUACCAGUUCCCGCCAUGAAGUUUUUCACCCAAGUGCUGUCGUUUCUUCUGUCAGUUUUGCUCGCAGCUCAAGCGAACAACCUAAACACGGUGUUAGGGCUACCCGCGGCUGUGAGCACCCGUCAGUGUGGGUCGAGUACCCCGUGUAUGUGGGCAGUCUGCAGAUGGCGAGCGGCACUGCGGGUGGACGAGACAUUCUGCGACUUCCUCGACUAUGACUGUCAGUGUCGCGAGGGGACGUCCUGUCAACAGACCGGCAACAUUAAACCAGGUCCCAGCAGCGUCCUCACCUACUCAUUCUACUGUCUUCCCAACGGUUCCGGGAAUCAGAAUUAAGGGGACGCAACUCUGCCUAGGGGACGCAACUCUGAACGCUAUUUCGUGUCGCCAUCUUGGAAUUAGACGCCAUAUCUUUUCUCUCGAACAAUAUUUCUUUUCAAUAUUGCAGACCUAUGGCGAUGCUCUUCUGUGGAGAUCGAACUGUUCUUCUCUUUUUUUCAGGUCGACAUUUGUCUUAUUUCAUGGAGUCUGUUCAAAGGCAUCUGUGAUGUUCUGUAAUAUGUUUUUCAUCUUUUUAUCAUGGGGUGUGAGAUAUCACCGAUGAGUGUGCAAAAUGCGUAAACUAUAACCCGUUGAAAUUAAUCUUUGAUUGGGAAAGAGCAAUAUCUGCGUGGAAUGUUAUGUAGUUAUAGACGAAACCUUUACCUGAGCAGUGUAAAGAAAUGACCUUUUAAUGAAAACGGAGAUUAAAUGUGUAAACAGGAUUAGCUGUCACGGUGCAUAAUGGCUAUGAUAAUAAAAGUCCUUGUUGUCACUUCA
This is a messenger RNA of Haliotis rubra (blacklip abalone), 844 nucleotides long. RefSeq lists its product as uncharacterized. Lineage: Eukaryota; Metazoa; Mollusca; Gastropoda; Lepetellida; Haliotidae. Bases 41 to 361 code for a protein of 106 amino acids. The record is from RefSeq and is a predicted model, not a curated record. The transcript has 3 exons.